Molecule: messenger RNA, 6512 nt
Organism: Ixodes scapularis (black-legged tick)
Lineage: Eukaryota; Metazoa; Arthropoda; Arachnida; Ixodida; Ixodidae
Gene: RhoGAP68F
Product: rho GTPase-activating protein 1
Exons: 14
Coding region: 852-2348 (498 amino acids)
Biological process (GO): negative regulation of endocytic recycling; small GTPase-mediated signal transduction
Cellular component (GO): cytoplasm
Molecular function (GO): GTPase activator activity
Source: RefSeq, a predicted model, not a curated record
CUUCGGAAGCGUCUCGUGAGCGGACUCCUCUUUUUCACUUUCGGGGCCGGCGUUGGCACCGCUGGUUUUCUUCUGUCGCAGCGCGAGGAGGCGUUCUUUGCGCUUCAAGGCCUGCUCUUCGAGCGAACCCACCUUGUCGUCGGCGGCCAUUACUGCAAAGGCAUCUGCGGAUUGACUUUGUAUCUUAAAAUUAAAAGUGGCUUUGACUUUCAAUAUUUAUUUUUGCCAGCUUGCCAACCGUUGGCUUAAAUUUUAGCAAUUUUAAAAUACUAAGCACUAAAUUAUUUUUAUAUCAAAUAUAUUAUCUAAGUUUAUAAACUUUAAAACUUUUUAUUAAGACUUUUAUAUUGAUUAGAAAUCGAAACUUCUCCUCUAUUCGAAUUCAAACCGGAACUUUAUCUGAGUUUGGAGAACUACAUUUGCAUAUUAACGUAGUUAUGUAAAUAUUGCCUUAUUUUUAGAACCGUAAGUAAGUUAGUCAUAUUCUAUGACAAGCGCCACAUUAUGCACACGCGCAAUUGUUUAUCUAAGGCAAUAGCACAAUAUCUGUUAGCGCAUUGACACCGGUGUCGAAGAGCUGCUUAUCGAGAAAGGAAUUUCAUCUCCCCACGUUUUACGCAGUUGCUUACAGUAUCGAAAUGCAAUUCUGUCGGGGAAUAAUUGUGAUACCCGCUGGGUUCAGUGCGAAAAGUCGUGCGUGCGUCUGCACUGUCUCAAGGUAGCCACCAACCCCCAUCCUACGCAUUUGGCAACUAGGCGGGUGAUCAGCUUCCAAGGACUGCGUGGUUGUAUGAGAUUCUGCUCGUUCCUUGCCUCGUUCUUGACCUCCAGGUCGCACGAUCCAGCUCACAAUGUGCACCUCGAUGGAAACAGCUGUUUCGUGGGACUCGACCAACAGUGACAGCAUGCCAGACAACCAUGACUGUGAUUUCGAGCCUGCUCUUGAGUUUGAUGACACUGAACUAAUCCAGAGUUCUCUCGGUACCCACGGAAACCUUCCUGUCAAAGAGCCUGACCGGGCGGUGCCCACGGAGCUGGCGCUGGGCCGUGGGGAGCGGGGGCUGCUGGGCAACGGGCACAGCGAAGGCAAGGGCUCCUCGUCGGACUACCUGGACUCCCCCUCCUCCCUCUCGGACAGCAUCAUGGACGAGAACUAUGAGGCACAGCUGGGCCUCGACUCCCUCGAGCCAGAGUUUGCCACCGAGGCAAGGGAGGACUUCGACGACAUACACCGCUACGGCAUUGUCGAGAUCGCCGGGGACGACGCCUACGGUCGGAACGUCAUCGUCAUCUCGGCGUGCCGCCUGCCGUCCAACAAGGAGCUCGACCACGCCAAGUUCCUCAGGUACCUGAUGCACACCCUGGACCAGUUUGUGGAGAAUGACUACACGCUGGUGUACUUCCACCACGGACUCAACAGCAAGAACAAGCCUUCCCUCGGCUGGCUGUGGACCGCCUUCCGCACCUUCGAUCGCAGAUACAAGAAGAACCUGAAGGCGCUGUACCUAGUCCAUCCCACCAGCUUCCUCAAGAUUCUGUACCAACUGUUCAGGCCGUACAUCAGUGCCAAGUUUGGCCGCAAGAUCUCCUACAUGAACCACCUGCACGACCUGAAGCAGCACCUCCACUACGACCAGCUGCAGAUACCCGAACAAGUGCUCGAGCACGACAAGAAGUUGCUGUCCAACUCCAAGGGGGCCUGGAUGCCGCAUUCGCAGAGUGGCGGCAGCAGCUUUUUCACCGAGAACUGGCAGCCCAGGCAACAGUUCCGGGUCACCCUACAGCACAUCAAGAAGCACAACGGAGGGGAUCCAAUUCCGUCCGUGGUUCGGGUCUGCGUCACAUACCUCGACAACGAUAAUGCCCUGGAGACUGAGGGCAUAUUCAGGCGGUCUGCUAACACGCAGGUGGUCAAGAGCGUACAGAAGGUGUUCGACGAAGGAAAAGAGGUGGACUUCAGUGCAUAUGAGAAUGUGCACGUGGCAGCAGUGAUCCUCAAGACAUUUCUCAGGGAACUGGAGGAACCACUGCUCACCUUUGACCUCUACGAAGAGGUCAUGCGCUUCCAAGAGCUGGACCAGUCCGAGAAGCUGGCACAGGCUCGAGCUCUGUUGCUCGAGAGGCUACCCGAUGACAACUACGAACUGCUCAAGUACAUUGUGGAGUUUCUGGCCAAGGUGAUUGAUAGGAGUGACCUGAACAAGAUGACAGCCUCCAACCUGGCCAUAGUGUUUGGUCCCAACCUGCUUUGGUCGCGGGAAGAGCAGGCGUCGUUGAGUUCCAUUACCCACAUCAAUCAGUUUGCAGAGUACAUCAUCAAGCAGCAGCACCUGCUCUUCUCCAAGUGAAAUCCGAAGGACUCGUGACAUCUCCGACGUCGCUGGAGGGAGUGAGUCUUCAGCAUCAUCUUCGGCAACGCAGUGCAGUCUUUAGCAUGCCGGCAUCGCUCCGUGGUGGCCUCAAACGCUGCAUUGACACCGCAAUGUUUUCCGGCACGGCCACAACGUCGUGCGGUGCUCUUAGAUGCUGUCGUAGUGUUGCAGCAGCUUCCUUUGGGGCUGUCAGAAUGUUGGAAUAUUGUGGCCUAUGUCUUGCGGCAUUGCCUCGAAGAGUAAGUGACGUGCGUGCAUCGAUGUGCAGCAUUUUUGCGAUGGGUCGAUGCAGCAUCCCAAUAUUUUUGCAAUUUUAGUUUUGACAUUGUGACAUCGCACUAACAUUGUUUUUUUGGGAGAACUCGAAUGACCUCUGCUGUCGCCUGAACACAACGUUGACGGCCUUGUGACAUUGUUGCAGUAGGUUAUUAACAACGUUUGAAAAGUGCUGUUUCCAAUUUGGGAGGUCGUUGUUACUUGCCUCUAAUCUUGUCCGACCAUUUUUUCAUCAUACAGUGACUUCGCACUGACUGAACAAUUGUUGUGGACUCAAACUUGGUCCCAACAUCACGUGAGAGUUGCAUUCAUUGUCGUGCAUUAACAAUGUCUUGAGGUCUGGACGUUGCCAAUAUUGUGGUUUGUCAUGUCACGAACGUUGCAGACGGCAUUUUGUGGGGUGGGGAGGGGUGGGGUUUUGUUAAAGCUACCUAGUUAGUACAGCUGGAAUGAGGGUACCACUCACCAUAACCGUCGUGAAAACGUUGGACUUAAAUUGCGCAUGUUGCGGAAACGAGCCACGAAUGUCUCCUCAACGACCACAGUGUACAGGGUCGUCGAGAUAAAUCCGGAAAAUUCAUUAUAUUCAGGAAAACAUACAGAGGCAAAGAUAAUAUCAAUAUCAACUGUUUUCUGUGCUUUGCUCGGUCUGCCGUAACGUCUUCCUGGCCGACAGAUUAUCUGGACGUCUUGGCAAUGCUGUAAACUUGUGUCUUCUUGUAGUCAUACCACGCAUUGAUUUGCUUAGGCGACUUUCCGGCACGAUGUGAUUCAAGUAUUGCUGCCCCCCGGUCAUAUUCCCUGCUCAUUUUUGAGCAAGUCGUAAGUUGUUUAUCAUGCGAUGAUCUGCUGUCAAAUCACGUCACCGCAGAAGCGCAAUACGGCCGGUUAGCUUCACUGAAUCGUUUAGAGACGAAACCUGGAAAAAGUCUGGGUUUAUCUCGACAACCCUGCAUAUAGUUUAGGAAAACAAAGUGAGCGCUGGAUCCAGGAAAUGUUGUUGAUUCUUCCGCCCUUUCCAACUCUGAAGAGUUUGGUUCACCGUGAAUAUGGUAACAAAACGUCCUGUUGGAACUUGUGUCUGUGUUUUGAGAGGUGGUCAAGUUUGCUUUAGGAAACAAAUUGAGGACAGUUGCCACGAAGAAACGGUACAAUGACAGAUACUGGCUCGUGUUUAAUAACUCGAGAGUGAGGUCUCUCUUAACAUACACUUAACAAGCUAACCAAAAGAACUUAGGGUGCCAUAGCACAAUGUACGAGAUUCCUUUUUCUUGGUUGCUAAAUAUUACUCUUUGUUAGCUUUAUUUUUCUCUACCUAUAUUUCUUGAAGCUCAGGGAUUAUACUGACAGCCCAAGAAACACAUAAUAUUGGUCCUGUCUAUUUUUAUCGUGUAAGCUUUAUUUUCUUUCAGCAUACAAGCUGUUUGCUCUCAGAUUUUCCAAGAUUAUGAGUGAAUCCCUCGUACCCAAGUCUUCCUAACCUGUUACGUAAUAACCGCCGUGGGUUAGUGUAGAAGGAGCAUCCAAAGAAUUGAUUUUAAAGGAGCACGGACCAUCUUGUGCAACUGAUUGCUAGUUUUAACUUUUAACCGCCCCCUCAUUAUCGAGUACCCAACGCAUCCGUUCUCUGCAGACCGCGAGUCCGUUCACAGCCAGAUCCUUCAGCACCGUCAGUUUUCUUAAAUGCUGCGAUUGCAUUGGCAUGUGCUGGCUUAAGAAAGAUAAGCCUAAACGCGCUAGAAACAUUGUCAUUCUGCCAUUCCAGUACCUAGCAUUGCUAAAUUUGAGAGGGCCUAAGCACUUGUUCCUUCUAGAGCUGUAAUGCGGCAAAACCUUUAUCUGCUGCAAUGGAAGAAGUGCUUGCCUAGGCACACUGCCUCCGACGUUUGCCGGAACAAGUACUAAUACUCGCAAAAGUGAUGGCAUAUGGCAAGUUGGUCAGAAGAGUGCGACUACAAGAGCUGUACAGAAGUUCAGCAUGUUCCAUUGUAGAUAUGAAGUGUUCCAGGAAAGUCCCAAGUUUUGAGUGGGGCUGUGAAUGCCACUUCCAAUGUUCCGAGCCUAAACCGUAGCUCUCGCCCACCACAUAUCAUGCAGGUCGCGACUAUGCGACGAAUGCACCAGUUGAAUAUCACUGCACCAAGUCUCGCCAACACUUCAUUGGUGUAGACGCAACUCUGCUGCCCUCCAGAAUCUCUCUAUCUGCAUUGCUGUAGCCGAGUUGACUGUUGGAAAGUUUCACCACGGAUGUGAGACUCUUGUUUCUGUACUCAAAAGGAGUAAGCAAGAUUUUUUGCUUCGCCAUUCUCUUCAAUUGAAGCAGUCGGCGACAAUUCAUUGUCUCCGAUUUUAUUUUCAUUUCAUCGCAUUUUUGGGUGCAACUUCGUUUGCUUGAGUAACCAUUCACUUCAGCUAUAGAAAGCCAGGUUGAAUGUGGUUUACUUUUCUGGAAGGCUAUUGUGGAUUUCAAAGCCAGAACCUUCAAAACAGAGACAAGCCUAAAAUUUCCAUGCCAUCUUUAUUUUGUACAAAAUGUAAUCUGGCAAUAUUUUCUUUGUUCCUUUGUUAGCUUUUCUCUUUUUUCAAAUGUCUCAUUUUAUAGCUCACCAACGUGUGAGCACCUCCAUCCUUCCUUUUAACAGCAAUGCGGGCAACUCGAAAUAUCUAUUUUCAAAAUAUAGCUAGGAACGAAGACUGAUCAGUUGCCGGGCACAAGCGUUAAUUCCGCGACGUCGUCUCUCUAGCCGUCGUUGAAAAUAUAACCUUUCCGAACUGUGAUUGUGCUGUGCUGUACAUUGACCCUGUACAUAGCUUGAGAAAUGUGUAAGCUCUCUAGUCAGUGUUGGGUACACAAUUCCUUUUUUUUUCUUUGCCACGCCGCUUCUUUAGUUCUUGCUCUCGAAACGUGCCGAAGACGUGUCAUGCCAAUCAAACAUAGGAAGAUGGACGAGCUAGAGAACGAGAACCCAUAUAUAUUUUUUCACAAGAGUAGGGUCUAUCAAACAAAUUCUAGCCAGUCCAUUCUAGCACUUCUCACUGUCUUAAUCAAUUUUCCCGAGCUUGCCCAGUUUUGUUUUAAGAAUUUACGACUGUUUUUGUGCCCAUUGUGAUUUAUCUUGAUCCUAUAACUAGUAGAAAAAGAAGCUUCUUCCUUUUAAUCAAUGCAGAGAUUUUCAGGCUUGCUGAAGAUCUUACAGGUGGGCCUUUAGCUUCCAUAUUUUGAUCUAACCAUAUUGUCAAUAUUAGUUAUAUAUUUUACUUUUUCAACGUGCGAGCAAUGUUCCGUUAAAGGAGGGCCAACGUUCACAUUUUAUUUCCAAAAACGUUCCUCACAUCCAGCUUGCGACGCACUGUCCAAAACGAGCGGUCGGGACAAUGUUAAUUUAUGUAGCCACGUUUCCUCAAAUUUAUUUUUGUUCUCCGACACCGGUAACGCUGUAAAAAGAGCUGUACUAUAUUUACCUGUAACUUAGAAGUGUGCUGUGACGCGUGUUACGAGAACUGUCGUGCAACAGUCAAAAGCCGCCAGUACUUUCUCCUUUCGUAGCAGCUCCGACUAAUCUCUGUGUACAUAAGUGGAGGUUUGCACCCAGUGAAGACACAUUACUGCCUCGCUUCGAAGAAACGCUCGCAAUAUGGCGCUGGUCACUUCGUUGUACGAGAUUCGCCAUGUUGGCAAAUGAGUUACAAGUGCCGUCGCUCGCAAAUAUUAACAGAUGCUGGCGCCGUGUCGAGAAAACUGAAAUGCUGUGUUUGUACAGAUGCGGGGAUAUUUACGGAAAAAAUAGAAUUUUGUAUCGUGCCAACUGUGUCAGCGACAACCUAUUGCCAUGCAUGUAAAUAAACUUUUUGCACAUAGGUGAA